Messenger RNA from Perkinsus marinus ATCC 50983, 381 nucleotides. RefSeq lists its product as hypothetical. Gene Ontology annotation, cellular component: membrane. The transcript has a single exon. Lineage: Eukaryota; Perkinsozoa; Perkinsida; Perkinsidae. The annotation marks the transcript as partial. The record is from RefSeq and is a predicted model, not a curated record.
AUGAGUAUUUGCAUCGAUAUGUCGGUAUGUUUCGACUUGGUUGGAACCUCAUUCCAGGCGGUCGGUUUGGUCUACACGCCCGUUUCUGUAUUCCAAAUGCUCAAGGGAAGUAUCAUAGUUUUCUCUGCAGCUCUGUCUGUGAUAUUUCUAAAACGCAAGAUGUACAGAAAUCACUGGGGUGGUGUAAUUAUUUGUGUUAUCGCCCUUAGCCUGGUCGGGUCCUCCUCGAUUUUCUCGAGAGACUCCCAAGCGGUGAGCUUUUCUGCUGGUGAAGUUAUUACCGGUAUUUGCUUUAUCAUUGGCAGCCAAGUUGUGUGUGCUUCCCAAUACGUCGUAGAGGAAUUCCUUUUGAAGGGCGGUGCCGUACCACCCCUCGCUCUA